Messenger RNA from Phyllotreta striolata, 506 nucleotides. The record is from the annotation of a GenBank genome assembly. NCBI's taxonomy places the organism in Eukaryota, Metazoa, Arthropoda, Insecta, Coleoptera, Chrysomelidae.
GCCGAAUAUCAGUUCAAAUUAAACUAGCAAGUUUUCCUGUGAAAAUGAGUUAUCAAGGUGAAUGUGUCAUGACCCAGCAGACUGCAAACGAGCGUUGUAAAGCACGAUACAGCAAUGUCUGCGCUAUAUUAGUAGUUGUAAUAAUAAUAUUCGAAAUAGCUACACUUAUUUUAUUCCUGAAGCAGCACCUAAUUGACUGCGACGCAGAAGAAGAAGAAGAAGUGCUGACAACCACAACCACAACUAAGAAAACCACUAAGAAAAGAAAAUAUGGUGACCACGACUACCAAGAACAUGAGGAUGCUUACACGAGUCGCCUGCAACCACCAGUUACUGAAAUUGGAGAUAUCAAUCCUGAAGUAGAAGUACCGAAAGAUGUAUCUGAUUCGACUCAAGAGGAGAUCCCCAUAACGGAGAUUUUAAAAAAUAUUGAUUAAAUUGAACUAGCUGCCCGAUGGCGAAAAAAUCGUUAGGUGUUAACGAUUUUAAUUCUAAACCCAAUUCUU